UCAGAGCUGCUGAAGAAGCCCGAGGUUGGCAGGGAGCGUGCAGGGUAAUCACUCCUGCUGGGCUGGGGCUGUUUACUCUGCCGCCCUAAGGCUGGUGGAUACAGGCGUGGUGGGCGUGCUUGGCGAAGUACCUGUUUGCGUAGCACUGAGACAUCAGGGCAGAGCUAAAACAGCAGUAAUCUGAAACCAGUCCUGUUGGUUUUCCUUCUCUGGUCCCACAACUAAAAUCUGCAUUCCAGAUGAAACCUGCAGGGAAGCGGAAGAAAGCACUUAAAAAAAAAAAAUUCAAGGGCAGUAAGUUAGCUGCUUUUGCCUUCCAGGCAUUUUGAGAUCAUCUAUUUCUUUCUGUACUUUAAUUUCUUUGCUUUGGGCUUUGUGAGUGUCUGUUGAUCUGUGUGUUCUGCUAGUUUUUUUGUGGGUUUUUUUUUUUGGCCUGGAUGACCCAGGCUUCUGACCGUAAGUUAGAUGGCAAAGCAGGGCCCUUAAGAAGUAUUUCAGUCAUUUUCUGCUGAUUCACUUUUGAAUUUCCUGGGCUGCUCCGGGGGUGGUGGAGGGCUGUCAGGAUCGGCUUGCCGGCUCAGCACUUCUGGAGCCUCACUUGCUCACCAAUGAGAAAGUUGAAAGCAACUAGGAGAAAGACAGGCACUGGGGCGGAGCUGUGGUAAAGUCCUGGGCUGGGAUGACUGGGACGGGCUGACUUUCCUUACGACAAAAAGCCUUUUGUCCACGGGAAUAAAUGCGGAAGUCCCAGAGGAGCAGCGUCUGGAGUCUGUGUGUAGUAAGGUGCGCAGCCUCGCUGCCUCGGGGCACAAAGCUCCUCGGACUUUUUGCAGCUGCCCUGGGCGCACCCUCGUCGCACAGACCGGAAGGAGAGCACCGUGGUGACUGACCUGAAGGAGACAGAGUGCUGGCUCUGCGGCCGGGGAGUCUGGCCGCCUGGCUCCUGUUGCUCUCUGUCCUGUAAGUGAAGAGCUGAUGGAGUGGAUACAUUGAGAGCAGGGGAAGGUAACACAAGUCAGAACUUCCACUGAGGGCAUUGCUCCGAGACAUGGAGGACGGUGAUAACUCUGUGAAUGGCAGUGAUGUCUCGGAACCAGACAAAUCUGAAGCUGGACCUGACAUGGCUCAGUCGAUCCUGAGCAAGUUCUCCAUGAAAUCCCUGUUUGGGUUUACAAGUAAAUUGGAACCUGUGAAGCCUGAAGAAGAAGUUGUGGUGCUGAAAGCAUUCCACAGUGUAGUGGUGGAUCCCUCCUCUCGGAGGGAUGAUGCCAGCCACGGCUCGGAUCAGCAGGAGGCAGAGGCUCCGGGACCACCUGACCUCAGAAAUGAAGGGGAGCCUGCGAGGGUGGAGACAGAGAUGGAGUCAGAGGGAAGUCAGAGGAAAGCAGAGGCAGGGAUUUCUCUCCCUGGUCAAGAGCUUCUUCCACUCACUGCUUUGAGCACAAGUAAUGUCCUUGUGGUUCGUGGGAUCCUCGUGAACACCACCAGUGAUUCUGACACCACCAGUGAUUCUGACUCUGAUGAUGGUGAGCAGGAGCCAGAAGAGGAAAGCAACACCAGUGGCCCAAAGUCCCCUGGUAUUAUUUUAUCUAAGCCAUCUGAGAAGCCCAAAGAAAAGCCAGGAGAUUGUAGGGAAAAUAUUGCCACUAGGGAAAGGGAUGACGCAGAGCUGGGUGCAGAAGAUCCUCAAGGGACUCCCCCUGAGAAAUGUGGCACGCCAGAACCUGGUGAUGGUGGUCCUCAAACGGAGCACAGCCCCGACCAGGUACAAGCGGGAGAAGAAGGCUCCCAAGUUCUAUCUGUGAUAACGGACCAGAGCUUAAGUGCUGGUGUCACCGAGAACACCCCUCCUAAAAAAGAAGUCCCCGGAGAGAGGUCAUUCCAGCUUCCAGCUUUUUUUAGUGGGCUUCGUGUGCUAAAAAAGGGGGCUCCAGCUGAAGGUGGGGAGACCAUCACAGAAAUUAAACCAAAGGAUGGGGACUUGGCUUUGCUCAAAUUGACCCAGCCUGUUCACAAGUCAUUAGUACAGACAGUGCCACAGACAGUGAAGAAGACUGGGGAGAAAACAAGUGAUCUGAAGGCCACACCCACUCUCCUGGAGCAGCUCUCCCAGCUACUCAGCAUUGACAUGCCCAGAGCAGAACUGAAGGCAGAAGACCCUGAGCCACCCCGGGCAGAAGAGAUGGGCUGCAGUGCUGCCCAGGAGAGCCAGAGCAGCCCCGGGGAAGCCCCAACCCAGGGUGGAGAGGUCAAGCCAAAGCCACCAGAAACCGCCCUGGAGGCCUUUAAGGCCCUGUUCAUCCGGCCCCCCAAAAAGGGGACCACAGCUGAUACCUCUGAGCUUGAAGCUCUCAAGCGCAAGAUGAGGCAUGAGAAGGAGUCACUAAGAGCUGUGUUUGAACGGUCCAAGUCAAGACCGGCGGACGGCCCUUCAGAUUCCAAAAGUCCUGACCACAGCCCCACUGAGCAGGACGACAGGACUCCUGGCAGACUCCAAGCUGUCUGGCCACCCCCAAAGACAAAGGACACAGAAGAAAAAGUGGGACUGAAGUACACUGAAGCAGAAUACCAAGCUGCUAUUUUACACUUGAAGAGAGAACACAAAGAAGAAAUUGAAAACCUACAGGCUCAGUUUGAACUUCAGGCCUUUCAUAUCCGGGGUGAGCAUGCAGUGAUAACAGCGAGACUAGAAGAAACCAUUGACAAUCUCAAGCAUGAGCUAGAACACCGAAUGUGGGGAGGAGGUGGAGAGAUGAAAGAUGUGUGUAUCUCCACCAGCGAUGACUGCCCUCCAAAGACCUACAGAAACGUGUGCAUCCAGACAGACAGAGAGACUUUCCUCAAACCCUGCGAAGGUGAAGGCAAGACAACCAGAAGCAACCAAAUAAUACCCAAAAAGCUGAAUAUCUCCUCUUUAAGCCAGCUUUCUCCCACAAAUGACAACAAAGAUAUCCAUGUACCACUUCAAUCUGUAGAAGGCAUCUCAUCAAGUCAGGAGAAUGCACCCCCUCUCCCUCUGGCACCACCCCUAUCAGCAACCAUCCCUCCCCCACCUCCCCUCCCACCUGCACUUGGACCUUUGCCACCAGCACCUCUGAGUACUGGGCCACCACCACCUCCGCCACCUCCUUUGCCUCCAAGUGCUGGACCUCCCCCUCCUCCUCCCCCACCACCACUUCCUAACUCAUUUGCUCUGCCCAACAGUGGGGGGCCUCCACCUGCUCCAACACCCCCAGGACUUGUACCCCCACCUCCCCCUGGCCUCUUCUUUGGAGUCGGCCCUUCUUCUAGCCAAUGUCCUCGGAAGCCAGCCAUUGAGCCCAGCUGUCCCAUGAAACCUCUGUACUGGACUAGAAUACAAAUAAGUGAUAAGAGCCAAAGCGCUACACCAACCUUGUGGGAUUCUUUAGAAGAACCUGAUAUUCGGGAUACUAGUGAAUUUGAGUAUCAUCAGUUUAGUUCAACAAUCAGAAUAUCUGAAAACCUUAAUGUUUUUGAUAUGCCUCUGAAAGAUUUCACGGUCAUUUCAGUUUGCGUUAACUUUAUGUUUAAAUUCCAGAUCAUCAAGUUAUUGGAUGGAAAACGAUCUCAAACUGUGGGAAUCUUGAUAUCUAGUUUGCAUUUAGAAAUGAAGGAUAUCCAGCAGGCCAUUUUCAAUGUGGAUGAUUCCGUGGUUGAUCUUGAGACCCUGGCAGCCCUAUAUGAAAACAGAGCCCAAGAGGAUGAAUUGGUUAAAAUAAGAAAGUAUUAUGAGACAUCCAAAGAAGAAGAAUUGAAGCUGCUGGAUAAACCUGAGCAAUUUUUACAUGAGUUAGCCCAGAUCCCGAAUUUUGCUGAACGUGCCCAGUGCAUCAUCUUCAGAUCUGUCUUUUCCGAGAGUAUCACUUCCUUGCACCGAAAGGUGGAGAUCAUCACACGAGCUUCUAAGGGCUUACUGCACAUGAAGAGUGUGAAGGACAUUUUAGCUCUCAUUCUGGCUUUUGGGAAUUAUAUGAAUGGAGGAAAUAGGACUCGGGGACAAGCAGAUGGAUACAGUUUAGAAAUUCUGCCCAAACUCAAGGACGUCAAAAGUCGGGAUAAUGGGAUUAAUCUGGUGGACUAUGUCGUGAAAUAUUACCUGCGUUACUAUGAUCAGGAAGCAGGAACAGAAAAGAGUGUCUUCCCCCUGCCUGAACCACAAGAUUUUUUUCUGGCUUCCCAAGUCAAGUUUGAAGACCUUAUAAAAGACUUGAGAAAACUGAAGAAGCAACUAGAAGCAAGUGAGAAACAGAUGGUGGUGGUGUGCAAGGAGUCACCAAAGCAGUAUCUCCAGCCUUUUAAAGACAAACUACAAGAGUUCUUCCAGAAAGCCAAAAAAGAGCAUAAAAUGGAAGAAAGUCACUUGGAGAAUGCACAGAAAAGUUUUGAAACGACAGUGGGAUAUUUUGGGAUGAAGCCAAAGUCUGGGGAGAAGGAGAUCACUCCCAACUACGUGUUUAUGGUGUGGUACGAGUUCUGCAGUGACUUUAAGACGAUCUGGAAACGGGAGAGUAAAAACAUAUCUAAAGAAAGAUUGAAAAUGGCUCAGGAAUCAGUCAGCAAGUUGACGUCAGAGAAGAAAGUGGAGACAAAGAAAAUCAACCCCACGGCCAGUCUGAAAGAAAGACUGCGUCAGAAGGAAGCCAGCGUGGCCACCAACUAAACAUCGCCGUGAGAACGCCGCCGGCAGGACUGGGCACCUGGCUUCCCCUUUGCAACACCAGCGCUGCAGGAGCUUCUGGAAAGAUAUGUUACUAAACACUUCUCUUGCUCAUCUCUUUGUAAGGGCGUCUGCAGUGGGAACUCCUGCGUUCUCCAAGAAGUCCCUGGUUAAGCCACAGAAACCAUGAAAAGCUGUUUAAGGCACCGUUGCAGCAGUAUUGAUAACUGUUUCUUAUAGAGGCCCAAAGUUGACUUUGCUGUAAGACCGGAACAAAUACCAAGGUUUCCCACGUUUUUUUUUUAAAGCGGAGAUUUCAAGCUUUCUAACCUACUCUUUAUAUAUGUAAAUUUGUGAGAGAAGAAAAGGAUAUUUUAUGACAGUUGACUUGAAGGAGUUCAAGCCUUUACACAAUGCUGGUUUGAUUAUUGAUCUUAAUUUUGAUCCCACUGCAUAAAGAUUUUGAAGUGUCUUUCUGGCCAAAAAUGUUGAAAAUUUACCAAAAUUAUUUUUAAAGAGCUCCAAGACUAUGUAUUUCCUAGAUGAGGGAAAUGGUUAUUUGUGGUGGUGGUUGUUCAUAUUAUGGAAAGGAGAGAAAAUGGGAUUGUAGAUGGUGGAGAAGGGGUUAAAUGACCACAGACUCAUCCUGGAGAACAGAUUAUGACACAGGCCAUCAGCCAUUAAGCAAGACCCAUUCCUUUGUUUUUACAUCAAUUAAUUGUAGUUUCCUGGACCAGCCAGAAUUCUCACCCCCAAAUUCUAGAAGAAACAGCCCUGAGCAGGGCGACAAGUGACCCAAUAACAGAGCACAUUUCACAUUUCAGAUCACUCAUGAGUAGGCAAUGCAAUGUUGAUAUGCACCUGAGCUGCAUGCCCUGUUCUGGGCCUGUGUGUGGCGGGACCUCUCCCACUCACCCCAGGAGGCUGUUUCUAUGCAAAAUGGCAAAUGUUACUCGCAGCUUUUUAUCAUGACCUUGACUGAAAGACAUGUGACAUAGGGUGAAGCAGGAGGCUGAAAAAUUAAGGUCAGAAAAGUUCUUUACAUUCAAAUGCAAAGAAGGUGAUUAUAUUAAUCUUAAUCUUGGAAUGGAAUGUCAUGUAAGUGCAGCUUUUUCUGACGCUGGGAGCUGACAUGACCCCUGCCUCUGAGUCACAGGAGAAACGAAUCCAUCUUGAGAGGGAAGAAAAGAGAGGACUGGGGGUGAAUUGAUAAUAGGAUCAAAGAACAUCAAGUUUGGGCCUUGAAGGGAGAGGGGUCAGAGGUUUUUCCUCCAGUUGGUGGAUGACAGUCUAGAUGUGAGCAACAGCCUUAGCACCCAUCCCAAUCCAGCUGCUGUUGCCCCAGGAUCUCCCCAGAAUCUCCCCAGAAGCUCUCAACCUGCCAGGUGCCUGGGUUUCUGCCCAGGACAUGCCUGCCAAUCAUCAGCCUCCUCAGGGACCCAUAAUAGACCCAGCUAAUGAAAGCAGUACCUUGUCCUCAAUAUAAUGCCCACCUCGAGAAGCAAGAAUGCACAGUCAGGAUCAAACUAAGUCUCUGAAGCCAUAUUCAUGCAGGUGCUAACCACCUUUUCUAACAAUUCAAAAGAAGGAAUAUGGUAACCUAGUUGGGUUGCCUUUUUUCUUCCAAGUCCAAAUAAAAGGAUGAGACACACAAAGUAGAGAAGCUUAUAGGAAACUGACAUGACUACAAGAAGUUCCUUGUGAGCAACAAGCUUUUCAUACUGUUUUCUUGUAUUGUUUCUUCCCUUUCACUUAACUAUGCAGAAAACAUAAGGAAUGUUUUCUUCAAGGGAAAACAAAUUCCGCUCCCAGCCCUCCUGGGCUCUGUGGCACGCCCCUGGUAUUACUGUGCGAAAGAAAAGAGCCUAUAUUGCCCAUGCCUUAGGAAUCAACUCUGAGUUCAGUAAGACCAGCAGAGGUUUAGGUCCACGUGGGUCCUUACAGACGUGAUGGGAGACAGCUGCCAGUGGGUCUGGGCAGCGUCACCGCCGUCCACUUCAGGUGUUGAGGUAGGACGCUCAUAAGAAUAUCACUGAAGAUAAGCAGGACUGUCACUUUGGCCACAUAACCCUGCGAGAACAUGCUCUCACGGACCCAAUACUGAAGAAGAAUGAGUGGGAACAUUGAGUUUGAGGGUCAGACAAACGCAGCCCAUGGUUAGGGUUUCAUCCUCACAGACAGGCUAGAAAUUGGCAGUCAAGUACUCAUUUCUAAAGAGCAAAGUUUGCCUGGCUGUGUUGGAGAAAGACAGUGAUGUUGUAAUAUUAGUCAAACGUAGUCUGUUAGUGCACUAAGACACCAGGGCAGGAUCCCCAUUAUUUUCACCCUGCUUCAAUCCUGUGUUCUGUAUCUGGCUGCCCCUCCCUCAUCCACACUCACAGUGCACUGUCGACACCACCUUCAUUUCUAGCUUCAGUAGAUAAUGAGGUUCACAAGAAUUUGUUCAAGGUAGGCCAUCUAAAACAACCUGGAGGCCUUUAGAAUGUCCCCUCUAAAACACAGUGGAGAUGGUGUUUAAAUACAACUGGUGUCUCUAAACUUUGCAUGGAGAGGGAGUAGUUGAAGUUCCACUGAGCAGCUUGAGCAGCUCAGGUAAACGGGAUUUAAGCGGCAGUUCUAAGUCCCGCUCCCCAGGACAGGAGGGAGAGUGGCCAGCAAUGCUCCUAUGUUUGACCACUCACGCCUGACUUACGAGUCAGACUCUGAGAAACCUUUACGUAUUGUGCCAUCAUCUCGUCCAAGAUUCAUUAAAUCUGAGGGCACAGGUGAACAGCAGUUCAGAUUCUUGUGUGAGAAAUUGGUACCAUCGUCAAGCACACAAGUAUAUCAUAUAUUAAACCAGAGCAUAAUAUCAACAUAUUAGGGGAAAAAAUCAGGGCUGUGAGGUAUCAAAAAUCAGGUUAUAAGGAGGUGUGCUGUAUGGCUUUUGACCCAAGAAGAGGAGCUUACCAAGGGGAGGAAAAAGGCACAAGUGUGGUCAAGCAGAAACUGAUGAUGGUGAAUCGCCAGCCAUCACAGGAGAUGGCCUUGCUGCCCAACAGCUGCCUUUUGAAUUCUUGAGUUGAUGCCCAUGAUGGCCCUUCAAAUGCUCGCUGCAACUACCUAGGAAUUAUGGAAGAAGUAGUUCUGAAAUCUGAGAAGUAGGAUAAGGAAAACUUAGUGGUGCUGUUGUACCUGAAAUGUUGUGGCCUAAACAAACUAGCAAGAUGGUUGCGGAACUGAACAUCAGAUUGGAUACAGUCUCCGCCCUGCUGCCCGCCCCCCCCCCCCCCCCCCCCGGAGUAAGGACAGUGGAAAUUACACACCUGCUGAGCCUCCCUUAGCGCCCUCUUUGUCCAUAAGUACCAUAAGGAAAGGCGUUUCCUAAGUGAAAGCUCAUAUGCUACUGGUGGAACAACUGCAGAACUGAAAGGAGGAGUAAAAUUCCUUGGUGGCAUUGGAAACCUCCACAAAGACAACCAUCAGUACGGCUCUUCCAUGGACCAGGACUGGAUGUGGCAGAAAAGGUAUAAGUAUUUUCACACUUGUCUCCAUAGAUCACACUGCCUGCAAUGGAGAGUUUUCACUUAAAUUAUUCUUGCUCUCUUGAAUGUUAGGUUUCCUCAUUUCUAUUUCUCCUUCUCUCUUACCUGGUGUCAUCAAUGCAGAUCAGUGCCGGCAGCCACCCAGCAAACAGCGGCCAGCCCGCUGGCCUGCAGGUCCACCAGGUCAUUAGCAGUGCAGACGGCAGUGUCUUCCCCAGUCACCAGACCUUAAUUCAGGCAGACUUGAACUCUUCACUCCCUGAUAUCCCAAAUUGGCCUAUUUUGCCAUAUCUCCCUACCCCUAAACAAAGAUAAAACCAAUUGGGGGAUUUCUAUGUCAAAGAGAGGGAAGAAAUCCAAAAAAUACAACAUUUUAUCUCCAAGUAUCUAAUCCAAAUAUCAAAUAUACAAUUUUAUAAAGUAGUUUAAAAUUUCGUUAGGAAUUGUUUGGGAAAACUAUGUGAUAGAUAUGACCUUCAUUUUUCUUUGAUCCUGUCUGUUCUAAUCAGAAAAAGAAAUGCAAAGAAAGAAAGAGAAAGAAAAAAAAAGUCCAAGAGCUGGAAGGGAAAAUAAAAAACAUUAGCAGAUUUGCUAAUCUACAAAUAAAUGUAUUAGUUCCUAAAUCUCACAAUAAAAAUGGACAUACUGUGAAACCCAGUGAGCUUAUUUUUUAAAAAGCCACGUACAAGGAGAAGUGGCACAUUAUAGUAGGAGAAGUGUUAGACCAUUAAAUGUUCUUUUGCUGGGCUUUCUUAAGAGCAGCUUAUAAAUUUGUGGAACAUGCAGAAGACCAUGAUUGUCACAUUUCACAUAUUAGGUAUUGUACCUUUACGAACAAUACCGCUGCAGAGAGGGUUGAACAAAGACAUGAGCUUGCGUUCACGGCAGCUACUUUGUCAUUAUAAAGAAACCUCCAGCACAAGAGAAGCCUGUGUAUGUGGCCAAGCCAAUAGCAUCUAGUAUUUGAAAAGUAGGAAUCAUUUUUGGCUGCUCUAAAUGUAAGUAACUUGCUGGAUAUAUUUCUACUUUCCAUCUCUAGAGAGAAACCACCCAGCUGCUUGACACCUUCUCUGUCACUGGGGGAGAAGUCACUGAAAAAAAAGCACCUUCAAAACCAGGCCUCAGCGAAUCUGGCUCCUUUAGACUCAAAUACCAGUAUUUAUCACUCCAUUAGCAAUUGAACCCAGGCAUAACUGGUCGGGAGGGCAUAGCUGUAUGUGACCAAGAAGCCCAUUUCGUCAUUUUCACACAUCCAUCGGUUGUUGACACCUUGUUAGAAGCACUGAGUGUUAGCUUCACAAUCUUCAUUUCCCUCCCAAGGAGUGGGCAAUCCCUCCUCCUGAUCAAUGCUUUGCCGGGGCAGGCCGUGGUGAGUUCAAAAGAGUCUUAACAUAUUCAACUUGAAGGCAAUUCAGUAGUCUUGUUUGUUUUAAAACCUUAGUCAAGACUGUGAUAUAAACUUAGUGUUUAGGAAAUGUGUGUGGUGGACAACUUACUCGGAAAUGUAAAGAGGUUAAAACAGCAGCUAGCCCACUCUGUCUCUUAAGUCCCCCUGCAACUUCUGCCAACAAAGAUUAGAGAAGCAAACCAGCCUCAUUCAGUAAGUGGGCCGCCCUCCAAUGGAGCUUAUUGGAUUCACUGCCCCUCUACCCCAGCCCCUCUCCCAACCUCCCUGGUGAUAGUAACAUGGCCUUUUCCUUCUCCUCCCUCCCUUCUCUGGUGUGAUGAUUCACUUUGAUCAAUAGCUCAAGUGAAUUCCACUUUAUUGCAUAUUACAUCUAUGAAGUACUUGUUCGUGAAUUAUUUUGCUCCAUUCUGUGGUCUGAAGAAGACUGAUUUACCUCAAUUUUUAUAUGAAAGGGGUAUCUAAGGUCAUUAAUUUAUUUUUCCUUCUUCUACAUUCCAUCUAGGUUUAUAUAAUUUUCUAUUUUUUUUUAAUAAAUCUUCCCUCAAUACUAAGACUCUCUAGUCUGCCUCUUUUUCUAAGAGCUGGUCCAGAUACUUCUGUGAACUAUUUUUUUAAUGUUUUAUGUGAAUUUCCAUAGCAUGGGGCUAGCAAAUGCAAAUGAACCAAUAGUUUCCAGAAAUUCACCUCCAAGGAAUUUGGCAUUCUUCUCCAUGGAGUAAACAACCUUCUACCAGACCUAGUCUGUUUUGUAGGCUGAACAUUUCCUGAAAUUCUACCUGUGCAGAGACUAAGAGCUCCCUAUCUUUGAAACUAUAAAAUGUCUAAGAAGAGAAUGAAUAUUUCUCCCCAUAUAUAUUAUACUUACCAUUAUACUUAGCACAUCAGGUAAGAAAUCAAGUGUUUUCAAGUGUGCAUCAUAGCAGUUUAUCAACAUCUCUGGCCAAGUUGUACCUCCUUUCCUAUAGUGUUAUCUUUCAGGGCUUACUUCCAUUCUUGCCUCAUGGAACAACUGUAUUUUUGUUUAUUCAUUCAGUCAGUGUUCCAGAACAUGAGGCUGGUCCCAUCGAGCACUGAGUGUACAGGGAAGUUACCCUCUACCUCCCUAUGACGUGGAUGAUAGAUGUGUUCAGGAAUGAACAGCUUUCUGAGAACUCUUGGGAUGAACUUUGAAUUCCAGGUUUCUUUCUGUGAAGUAUAUAAAAAUGGGCCCAUAAUAUACAAAAAUUGUACUACCCUUUCUAAUAAGAGGCCAGAAGGAGAUUCAAAAAUCUUUAUAUGUUAGAUAAGCUUAAGGAAACUCUAGGUAGCUAUUUUUUCCUUUCUUCUUGACAGUUUGUCCCUAGCUAUAAUCUUGUUUCUUUGCUCCUGACCACCAAGACAUAAAGAAGGUGGUCUCAGCCCACUGACCUUACAUUCUGUAUAAUCCUCCAAAAACACCCAUUUCCUUUGGAAACAAGUCCACAAGUGAGGGGAAGUCUCGUGGCAAUUCUGCCUACCCAGGGUGACACACAGCACCUUGAGGUCUACCAGAGGAAUAGGUCCAUUCCAAGUCAUUAACUUUAUGAUUCUGCAAUUCUUCAAUUUCUCCGAACACAAAUAAUAUCACUCUACUGUUAAUAGAAUGUAUAAUCUUCAAAGAACAUAAGCAUUUAUAAAAGGAGUUCUCUUUUAAAAAAACAAUCUGAGAGACUCCUAAAAUGGCAAAAACUUUUUAAAAUUAGAAAUUGAAUAACUUUUAAGACUCUUUAGACAGCACAUGUCGUUGACUUGCUAUAUAGUCUUUUCCUCCGUUGAGUUUUAAUUGAGACUGCUGUGGGAAGCAGCGCGCUUCCCUGGAGUUGGAGUUAGGGAAUCGUGCUUUGGCCUGGAACACCAAUGCUAGCCUGCAUGCCUAGAACCUAAGUGAAAUCAGGUAGCAUCUUAAUAGGAAUCAGGCCUAACAAAUGUAAAUCAUCCCAAGUCCUUUAAGGUCUCAUUUUCUUAGUGACACCCUGGACCUUGGACACUACUUUCCUAAAAUGCAUUGGAUCCCUGCAGGUAUGUGUCUUAAUUCUGCCUCGUGAGAUCACAAGCCAUGAGAUGAGGGAGAACAGGUGACAGAGAAGAAGGAAAACCUGAACAAGUCCAAGGCUCACUGUUUGGCUAAUACGUUGCCUUGAUAGGGAGCAGGUGAUUUUUGACAUCAUUGUAUCAUGGACAGCCUCUCUGUGGAAACUCAAGGAAUCUGUCUUAGGCAAAUGGGAGUGGCCAAUAUCUCAUAUCGGUCAGUGCCUGACAACGUGCUGGAAAAGCAGGUACCCUAAUGAAACUGCGCUUGCUGAAAUAGUGCCAUUCAAUUUCAGAUUCAUUCCCAUGGGGCUGGCAGUCCAGGGACGUUCCUCUCUUCUCUGUGCUUGCCCAAAAGUCAUUUUGGCAUCUUGCUUCAUUCGUUUCCUCCUUUCAAUACAUCUACUUUGGCCUCCCCUUCCCUCACACCCCACCCCUAUUUUUCUCACUUUACCAUCUCUCCAGGACCCAGCUCUCUUUACCGCCCUGCCUCACAGACAGCCGAGUGUCUCCCUGAGCCUGAACUCCCUCCUCUCACACCCUGUGCUCCAUUUCCCAGGCCUUUGGACAGGGCGCUCCACUGUCGCCGAGCGAGACACACCGCUGUGACGGCCUCUUGUUAAUGUCAGCAUCACCUCAUCACUUAGGCAAAGAGGGGAAAAUCCAUAAAAGAGAUGGAAAAUACAUUUCUUUCUCAUUUUAUUCUGCUUUAUUUUAGGAAGGUUGAGGGGAGGGUUAUUCUUGUCCUUCUCGAUUUCUCAUAGAUUUUAUUUUAAAACUGUCUAACUGGCACCAUUCUUUUGAUAAAUCAGUCCAGGUCACCAGCUGUGAUGCAUAAGACUAAAUUUUUGAAGCUCAAAUAAUUUUUCUGUGCCACAGGACACAUUGACUUAAAUUCUGGGCAAACAUUUUCACUCGUAGGCUUGUUAUUGCCACUCCAUUCUAACGACUCCCGAUUCAAACAUCUACAUGAAUCUGGAUCAAGACAUUGACAAUUUGUGGUUGUUUUCAGAUUAACAGUCACUGUGAGAUUCUUGAAAGGGGGUAAAGAGAAAGUAUAAGCAUGUCCCAAACAGUCAAACAUUGGACCUGGAAAAACAGUGGCCUUUCUGUUUAGUUAAGUAUGCUAAACCAAUCUGUAGAGGUCAUCCUAAAGGGCUUUCAGCAGCAAGGAAGACAGUUUGGAAGGGAGAAGGCACUUUAAAGACAUGAAACCUUACAUUCCAUGGUCUUGGAUAUUUUUAAUGUAAUAAGCUAAUUGGAUUCAGGUAUUUUUUCCUUUAAAAUUUUAAAAAAUAUGUAUUUCUAAUUUGCAUAUUUAAUUUUGUCAGUGCUGAAAAUGCUCAUUAGUUGAACUUGUAAAUGUCAUUUGCAACCAAAUGAAGUAUUUAUUUUUAAAAAGAAAAGGUGAAGGAACCAAUAUUGACUGUACAUAGUGCAAAUAUAUGUGUGCAUGUAUAUAUAUAUUUUUUUUCCUCCGUGACACUACUUGGUUACCAUAUCAAGUGUAUUUUUGUACAUAGUAUAUAUUGGUUAGAAAAUGUAGAUUGUCUACUCAAAGAAUUCUAUCUCUGUGAUAGAUUAUAUUUAUUCUAAUCUAUUGAUACCUCUGUUAAUUUGUUUUAAGAGAUAGAACUCUAUUUUUUGGAAUUUGCAGAGAACUGCAUUCAUGGCUUUCAACUGUAAAUAUGCUAAGGGUAUUUUAAUAAAUCUUGGUUUCAUGUCU
Messenger RNA from Phyllostomus discolor (pale spear-nosed bat), 13382 nucleotides. It is a transcript of the gene FMN1, whose product is annotated as formin 1. Gene Ontology annotation, biological process: actin nucleation. Lineage: Eukaryota; Metazoa; Chordata; Mammalia; Chiroptera; Phyllostomidae. Gene Ontology annotation, molecular function: microtubule binding. Bases 1049 to 4681 code for a protein of 1210 amino acids. Gene Ontology annotation, cellular component: nucleus; actin filament; endoplasmic reticulum membrane. The transcript is spliced from 17 exons. The record is from RefSeq and is a predicted model, not a curated record.